AAGCCGCCUCUUCUCCAUCGUGUUCAUUGAAAAGAGAACCGUUAUAAACAAUGGCAAGAACGAAGCAAACCGCACGUAAGUCUACUGGAGGCAAAGCUCCCAGGAAGCAGCUGGCCACCAAGGCUGCUCGGAAGAGCGCCCCGGCCACGGGCGGCGUCAAGAAGCCUCACCGUUACAGGCCCGGUACCGUGGCUCUCCGAGAGAUCCGUCGCUACCAGAAAUCCACCGAGCUGCUGAUCCGUAAGCUGCCCUUCCAGCGUCUGGUCAGAGAGAUCGCUCAGGACUUCAAGACCGAUCUGCGCUUCCAGAGCUCCGCUGUCAUGGCUCUGCAGGAGGCUAGCGAGGCAUACCUGGUCGGCCUGUUCGAGGACACCAACCUGUGCGCCAUCCACGCCAAGAGAGUCACUAUCAUGCCCAAGGACAUCCAGCUGGCCCGCCGUAUCCGCGGAGAGAGGGCUUUAAAUAUGAGUGGUCGCGGAAAAGGAGGUAAGGGUCUUGGGAAAGGAGGCGCCAAGCGUCACCGUAAAGUCCUCCGUGAUAACAUUCAGGGAAUCACCAAACCCGCCAUCCGCCGUCUAGCUCGUCGUGGUGGUGUCAAGCGUAUCUCUGGUCUCAUCUACGAGGAGACUCGCGGUGUGCUCAAGGUGUUCCUGGAGAACGUGAUCCGUGAUGCCGUCACCUAUACCGAGCACGCUAAGAGGAAAACCGUGACCGCCAUGGAUGUAGUGUACGCUCUGAAAAGACAGGGCCGCACUCUGUACGGCUUCGGAGUCGCACCAGCAGCAGCUCCAGCCGCCGCUCCGGCUAAACCCGCCAAGAAGAAGGCCGCCAAGCCCAAGAGGACUGGUCCCAGCCUCGGGGAGCUCAUCGUCAAGGCUGUGGGCGCAUCCAAGGAGCGCAGUGGCGUUUCAGCAGCCGCCCUGAGGAAGUCUUUGGCUGCCGGAGGCUACGAUGUGGAGAAGAACAAAGCCCGUGUCAGGACUACUCUCAAGAACCUGGUGACCAAGGGGGCCCUAAUCCAAGUCAAGGGGGUCGGGGCCUCCGGCUCCUUCAAACUGGCCAAAAAGGUUGAAACCAAGGCGAAAAAGCCCGCAAAGAAAGCCGCUCCUAAAGCCAAGAAGCCCGCCGCCAAGAAACCUGCAGCGGCCAAGAAGGCGGCUUCCGCUAAGAAGUCUCCGAAGAAGCCCAAGAAGCCAGCGGCCAAGAAGCAGGCUAAGAGCCCAAAGAAGGCCGCCAAGCCCGCUAAGAAGGCCGCCAAGAGCCCCAAGAAGGUUACAAAGCCCAAGGCAAAGAAGGCCGCUGCCCCUAAGAAGGCUGCCGCCAAGAAGGCUGCACCCAAGCCCAAAGCCAAGAAGCAAUCUUAUAAUAAAAGACCGACCCUGCACUUUACUCAUGUGUUUCCCUGGCGUAGCAGAGCGCGUGACAGUUCCUCUCUAACCAAUCAGAGAAGAGGGCGGCCCGCCCGAGUUUUGGCGGACAUUUUGAAAAGACUUUUCUCCAAUAAGCAGCGGAGGUUCAGGCGGUGGGUCGCUGCUUUAGGCGGAGCUGAGCUCCCAGAAAGAGCCCCUAACCAAUCAGGACCCGGAGGUCUAAAGCAGCGUCACCGACUCCACGGCCGGUCCCUCGGUUUAAGAGAAACGAGUCCCUUCUCUUCGCUAUACACUUUUCUCCUGUUCAAAGAAAGGAAAAUGGCAAGAACCAAGCAGACUGCUCGUAAAUCUACUGGAGGCAAAGCCCCCAGGAAGCAGCUGGCCACCAAAGCUGCUCGUAAGAGCGCCCCGGCCACGGGCGGCGUCAAGAAGCCUCACCGUUACAGGCCCGGUACCGUGGCUCUCCGAGAGAUCCGUCGCUACCAGAAAUCUACCGAGCUGUUGAUCCGUAAGCUGCCCUUCCAGCGUCUGGUCAGAGAGAUCGCUCAGGACUUCAAGACCGAUCUGCGCUUCCAGAGCUCCGCUGUCAUGGCUCUGCAGGAGGCCAGCGAGGCUUAUCUGGUUGGCCUGUUCGAGGACACCAACCUGUGCGCCAUCCACGCCAAGAGGGUCACCAUCAUGCCCAAAGACAUCCAGUUGGCCCGCCGUAUCCGCGGAGAGAGGGCUUAAAUUCGCCUGAUACCAAUCAACACAACGGCUCUUUUAAGAGCCACACA
Molecule: messenger RNA, 2146 nt
Organism: Lates calcarifer (barramundi perch)
Lineage: Eukaryota; Metazoa; Chordata; Actinopteri; Centropomidae
Exons: 4
Coding region: 51-2099 (682 amino acids)
Biological process (GO): nucleosome assembly
Cellular component (GO): nucleosome
Molecular function (GO): DNA binding; structural constituent of chromatin; protein heterodimerization activity
Source: RefSeq, a predicted model, not a curated record